This is a messenger RNA of Oryza brachyantha (malo sina), 2644 nucleotides long. Its product is annotated as MLO-like protein 14. Bases 550 to 2355 code for a protein of 601 amino acids. Gene Ontology annotation, cellular component: membrane. The record is from RefSeq and is a predicted model, not a curated record. Lineage: Eukaryota; Viridiplantae; Streptophyta; Magnoliopsida; Poales; Poaceae. The transcript has 16 exons. Gene Ontology annotation, biological process: defense response.
CCCAAAGGGGAACCCAUCCAAGAAAGCGGGACAAGUUUGGGGCUUUCUGUUCUUUUCCUUUCAGUUUUGCUCCUCUCUUCUGCUUUCUACAAGCUCCAAGGAUUUUUGUUCUUGUGUUGUGUUUUGUCUCUUCACUCCUUAUCUCCUAGCUAGCUAGCGAGCUAGCUCAUCUGGUUAGUUGAAGGGUUGAUGAGUUCUUUGACGUAACGAGGAAGAAGUGGUGGUGUUGGGCGACAAGGUCUUGCCUUCACCAUUCCCUCCUCCCCACAAGGUCCAAAACGCAGCAGCCUAAACUUAGCAAAGGGCAGCAUAAAGUAAUCAAGCUGAAGAAAAAAUAUUGCGGCAUAGCUGCAUCCCAUGCCAAGAAGCUGGGAAAAGACGAGCCUUUGAAUCCAACUCCUGCAUAUUGCUGCGGUUUCUUGGUCUGUUCUUGAUCCUUGAGCUCCUCUCAUGGCGGCAAUUGCAAUGCAGUGCCUGCAUUAGAGACAGAGUACUGGGGAAGAACAGGAGCAGUUGCUCAUCAGGGAGAGAGGGGGAAAAGAAAACAAGAUGGCCGAAGGCGAGGGGGCCGCGGCAGCUGCCGCACUCGCCGGGGAGGGGCGGUCGCUGGCGCUGACACCGACGUGGUCGGUGGCCAUCGUGCUCACUCUCCUCGUCGCCGGCUCGCUGCUCAUCGAGCGCUCCAUCCAUCGUCUCAGCUAUUGGUUGAAGAAAACCCACCGAAAUCCACUUCACAAAGCAAUGGAGAAGAUGAAAGAAGAAAUGAUGUUGCUUGGUUUCAUAUCUCUGCUUCUGGCAGCUACGUCAAGAAUCAUCUCAGGUAUAUGCAUUGAUUCAAAGUACUACAACAGUAAUUUCUCCCCAUGCACCAGAGAAGAGGUUGAAGAAUCUAUAAAGGCUAAGCAUAGUGUACAAAAUGCACGCAAGCACCUAAUUGAAGUCAUUCUGCACCAUUCGCUCAGGAGGAACCUUAAAGCUCGUUACCAUCAUAAUCAAACUUGCCCUGAGGGAUACGAGUCAUUUGUUUCACAUGAGGGUCUGGAGCAGCUGCACCGCUUUAUAUUUGUCAUGGCAGUAACCCAUGUGACAUACAGUUGCUUGACGAUGCUGCUUGCUAUACUCAAGAUCCAUAGUUGGAGAAAAUGGGAAGAUGAAGCAUUUAGGGAUAACCAUGAAUCUUUUUCUCAGAUUGCCUAUAUAUCAGCUACUAGAAGGCAACCAGCACUUGGCAGAUCUUAUUCAUUCCGCUCUUGGAGUGAAAAUACUGCAAUCAAGUGUCUGUUUUGUUUUCUCGCACAGUUUGGCCAAUCUGUUGUUCGAGCAGAUUACCUUAUCCUUCGUAAGGGUUUCAUAAUGAACCACAAUCUUGCACCAACAUAUGAUUUCCAUGACUACAUGGUACGCUCAAUGGAAGAGGAGUUUGAGAAGAUUGUUGGAGUGAGUGGACUGCUGUGGGGUUUUGUUAUUGCUUUCAUGUUAUUUAACAUCAAUGGAUCGAACCUGUACUUUUGGAUAGCCAUUCUUCCUGUUACUCUUGUUCUUCUAGUUGGUGCGAAGCUGCAAUAUGUCAUAGCAACUUUAACAGCAGAGGGUGCAAAGAUGAAUGCAUAUGGACCAAGGAUAAAGCCAAGGGAUGAUCUCUUUUGGUUCAAGAAACCAGAAUUUCUCCUAUGGCUGAUCCAUUUCAUUCUCUUUCAGAACUCAUUUGAGUUGGCUUCUUUCUUCUGGUUCUGGUGGCAAUUUGGUUACGAUUCAUGCUUCAUCAAGAACCACCUAUUGGUAUAUUGCCGGCUUAUAUUGGGGUUUGCCGGGCAGUUCCUGUGCAGUUACAGCACAUUGCCUGUUUAUGCCCUUGUCACUCAGAUGGGGUCAAAGUACAAGGCUGCCCUGAUCCCGCGAAGGAUCAGAGAGACCAUGCACGGGUGGGGGAAGGACGCGAGGAAGAGAAGGAGGAAGCACCGCGGCGACGACUCCACCAUCCGCACGGAGACGAGCACCGUGUGCUCCCUCGACGACGAGGAUGACGACGAGCUGUUCGUCGAGAGCACGCCGUCGAGGCCGUACCUCAAGAUCCAGCUUCAGACGCGCGGCGGCGGCGGGAGCACGAGGCCGGGCACGCCGUGCCAUCACCUACCCGUCGUCGGGAUGCCGCCGACCGGCCUGCGGACGCAGGGCAGCUCGCAGCACGCGCUGCUCCAGCGGCAGCCCUCGUCGCUGUCGGCGCCGUCGUCGCCGUCGAGCCGCGGCGGCGGCAUGACGAGGUCGGCGUCGAUGCCCGGGUUCGCGUCGAUGCCGCGGACGGCGGGUGGCUCCGGCGCCGGCACGCCGACACGCCUGAGCGACGCGCGUAACUGAAAGCACACGUGCAUAGCUGAAUUAUUAUUGUGAGAUAAUGUAAUUUAACUGUAGGAAGGGAGAGAGAAAAAAUUCAGUUUGGGGGCUCUUCUCGAAUAGGAGGAAUUUUGGAGAAUUUUCAGAGGAUUUCGACUGUCCUACGAAAAUCCUGUAAAAUUCGUUUCAAUGGAGUCCUGGGAGUAUAUCGGACUUUGUACAUGGAUCAACCAUUGCUGAAGCGUCAUCGCUGGAGACGUUUGUUCCAGCUUUCGACGGCGAUUAGGUGGAGUAUAUUGCUAGAUCUUGAGUG